UGAAUGAUUACUUACCCGUUACCCCCUCCUUGGUUAUUUAAACGAGCAACUUGAUCUGCAGAUUCUACACUGAAUUCUGCUAAAUACCAGCUUCCUCUCAAUCCCCGCGUUAAUAAUUGAACGCUCACAUUCUCUCCCGGCUUCUUCUCUCUUUCACACAUUUACACAAGUACUGGUAAUACCUUUCAAUAGAGAAGGAGAAGGAGAUAACAGAGGAAUCAAGAUCCAAAAAAAUGGGGUCUCUUCCACCACCAUAUCUGGACUUCUGUAAUAACUCCUCCUCAAAGCAAGAUUCAAUUGACCCAGAUCAGCUUCUUAAGCUCUUCAAAGCCCAGCAGAAUUAUCUCAAUCAUUUCUUUCAAAAUCUUGAUCUUUCUCAAACUCUUAAUUUUACCCAAACUCUCCUUAAUGCCAAAGGUUCCAUUUACUUUACUGGUGUGGGGAAAUCUGGGUUUGUUUCCCAGAAAAUAUCACAGACCCUUGUUUCUCUAGGUAUUAAAUCUGGGUUUUUAUCCCCUGUUGAUGCCCUUCAUGGAGACAUUGGCAUUUUGGAUCCAAAAGAUGUUUUGGUUAUGUUUAGCAAGAGUGGGAAUACGGAAGAAUUGUUAAAGCUUGUGCCUUGUGCAAAGGCGAAACGGGUCUUUUUGAUUUCGGUUACUUCGGUAAAGCCUAAUUCUUUGAUGGGGGUGUGUGAUCUGAAUGUGCAUUUGCCUUUAGAGAGAGAAUUAUGCCCUUUUGAUUUGGCACCUGUGACGUCUACCGCUAUUCAGAUGGUUUUUGGAGAUACGGUGGCGAUUGCUUUAAUGGCGGCCAGGAAUUUGAGCCGGGAGGAGUAUGCUGCCAACCACCCUGCUGGGAGGAUCGGGAAAAGUUUGAUCUUCAAGGUUAGAGAUGUGAUGAAGAAGAAAGAAGAUCUUCCAAUUUGCAAGGAAGGAGAUCUUAUUAUGGAUCAACUUGUAGAGCUGACAAGCAAAGGAUGCGGGUGCCUCCUUGUUAUUGAUGAGGAGUUUCAUCUGCUAGGCACAUUCACCGAUGGUGAUUUACGUCGGACAUUGAAAGCCAGCGGGGAAGGAAUCUUCAAGCUUACAGUUGGAGAAAUGUGUAACAGGAAACCAAGGACAAUUGGCCCAGAUGCUAUGGCAGCUGACGCAAUGCAGAAGAUGGAAUCUCCACCAUCUCCAGUCCAGUUCUUGCCAGUUAUUGAUCAAGAUAAUGUCUUGAUUGGUAUUGUUACCUUACAUGGACUGGUCUCAGCAGGCUUGUGAAGUUGUUGCCAUUAUCAUUAAUUCUUUUUGUAUAUUGUUGGGUUUCUUACCCCAUUUUCUUCAGCUAAUGUUAUUUUAUUCCUAUAGCAAUGAUGAAUAUUAGUCAUAAAAUAUUAUAGUCAUGUUAUUAGACUUAUAGAUUGGGCUAGAGCUCUGUACCCUUCAUCAUUUGUGCCUGUUAUAAUGUACAAUGAGGAAGAAUGUGAUAAUGAUGAUCCUCUAUUCAUUAUAUUGUAUUUUGAAGUAAUGUAUUUGGUUUUGUGCAAUUAGAGAUCUGUAGCAACUCUACAUUGCUGAGAGUGGCUUUUCUUUCA
This is a messenger RNA of Solanum pennellii, 1579 nucleotides long. Its product is annotated as probable arabinose 5-phosphate isomerase. Gene Ontology annotation, molecular function: carbohydrate derivative binding; isomerase activity. Bases 234 to 1265 code for a protein of 343 amino acids. The transcript is spliced from 3 exons. Gene Ontology annotation, biological process: carbohydrate derivative metabolic process; carbohydrate metabolic process. The record is from RefSeq and is a predicted model, not a curated record. NCBI's taxonomy places the organism in Eukaryota, Viridiplantae, Streptophyta, Magnoliopsida, Solanales, Solanaceae.